CUCCGCGACCACCUUUGAGCCAACCACCGGCCCAUAGACAUCAUCGCCCUACUAGCUCCUGGAGCCCAAUCGCAGCUGCAGACUCGCCCACUACCGCAUCAUCCCGACGGCCACACCACGCUUCUCCUGCAACCUGACAAAAGCCCUGCAGGCCCUGUUGACCCUACCCCUUGUUUCGUCCAUCAUAAACCCACAAUGUCCUCGCCCUCGAACUCCUCCGCCGCCAGCAAGCGGAAGCGCAACAACGCCAAUAUGCCCGGCUCAAGCGACAUGGUAGACUCGGGUCUCCAGGCCCCGUCACGCGAUGCCUCGGGCGAAGAGGGCGACAGCACCGCUCCCGAAUCCACCACCCUUGGCAACCGCAAGACCGACUCGAACUCUGCUGCCGCCCACCCGUCUAAGAGGCAACGCGCCAAUUCGGAUCGUGCUCACGAGUACGCCGACCACGUCGUCGAUCCUGGUGAGCCCAGCGACACCACCGAGGCCAGCGUCGACAUUGCCGAGCGCGUCGGUCGCACCAAGGUUCGCAAGCCUACCUUCAAGGAUGGCUUUCCCACCAGGGAGGCCGAGGGCAUGGCGCCUCCGCCUUCUGGCAUUGUGCACCCCGUCGGCUUCAGGACCAACGACCCGCCCGUCGGGCGACCUGUGAGGGUGUACGCCGACGGCGUCUUCGAUUUGUUCCAUCUUGGCCACAUGCGACAGCUCGAGCAGGCCAAAAAGACCUUCCCCAACACAUACCUCCUCGUCGGCGUCACUGGCGAUGUCGAGACCCACAAGCGCAAGGGACUGACCGUUCUCUCUGGCAACGAGCGUGCCGAGACGCUGAGGCACUGCAAGUGGGUGGACGAGGUCAUUGACAACUGCCCCUGGAUCGUGACGACGGAGUUCCUUGAGAAGCACCAGAUCGAUUACGUUGCGCACGACGAUCUUCCCUACGGCGCCGACGAGGGCGACGACAUUUACAAGCCGAUCAAGGAGCAGGGCAAGUUCCUUGUAACCCAGCGCACUGAAGGCGUCAGCACCACGGGCAUCAUCACCAAGAUCGUCCGCGAUUACGAAAAGUACAUUGCCCGCCAAUUCAAGCGCGGCGCCUCACGCCAGGAGCUCAACGUGAGCUGGCUCAAGAAGAACGAGCUGGAUCUCAAGCGCCAUGUCCAGGAUCUGCGCGAUAACAUCCGCACCAACUGGUCGACGACCGGCCAGGAGCUCAGCCGCGAGCUGCGUCAGUACUGGCCCGCCUCGCGUCCGCAGAGCCCCGCGCCGUCGGUGCGCAACUCUCUCGCCCCGAACGGUUUCUACGGCCCGAACGACGGCAUCCUGCCGCCCGGCUCGGCUGCCAACGCGGCAAAGUCACGUCUCAGCAUCGACGUUCCGCCGACAACGCCAGGAGGCACGCCGGUUGGCGACCAGUUCAUCAGAGGUUACACACUGGGACUCAUCGGCGGUGUUCGUUCUUGGAUGACCAACCGCCGCAGAGGCGACCAAGACAGCCCCAGCCACCGCAACAGCGAUGACGAUUCCGAAGACAGCGACUCUAAGAGCCCUCGCGGGCGGUUCGUCGUCCCCCAGACGUCGACAACAUCGGCAACCCCACCAGCCGUUUCCGUGUCGACCCCCCAACAAUAAUGAGUGCGAACCUAAUCAUGGAGGGAGGGCUUUUACUGGAGAGGAGAGUGGGAAAGAGAUGUCAUCCUAAACCGUGUAGCAGUACAAGAAAAGUUUGCGUGAGAGAUUGGGUGUACACGGGGCGUUGAUGGCAACAAGGGAAGAGACUCUCGCAGGAACAUGUUCCUCGGGUAGGCCAGAGUCUUUGCGACGAACAUGCUACAGUUUAUUUUGUCUUUUUCAAAAUGAUUUCCGUUCAUCUUUCUG
Messenger RNA from Verticillium dahliae VdLs.17, 1872 nucleotides. Its product is annotated as choline-phosphate cytidylyltransferase. The transcript is spliced from 4 exons. Gene Ontology annotation, molecular function: phosphatidylcholine binding; choline-phosphate cytidylyltransferase activity. Bases 196 to 1626 code for a protein of 476 amino acids. Gene Ontology annotation, biological process: CDP-choline pathway. The record is from RefSeq and is a predicted model, not a curated record. Gene Ontology annotation, cellular component: nuclear envelope. Lineage: Eukaryota; Fungi; Ascomycota; Sordariomycetes; Glomerellales; Plectosphaerellaceae.